Molecule: messenger RNA, 3625 nt
Organism: Acanthoscelides obtectus
Lineage: Eukaryota; Metazoa; Arthropoda; Insecta; Coleoptera; Chrysomelidae
Source: the annotation of a GenBank genome assembly
ACCUCGACGGCACGAACAUCGAACGUCGCGCGCCUGGGGUCGACGUCCACCUCGCGGAUGCUGCCAGACAUCGCCCAUGUGUGGGCUAGCCUUUAGGACCAGAAACAGCCCCUCUCAAAAGACAUCGUUGCGUUGGGGCGACUGCUGUCACUCGACACAUACCGAUAUUAAUAUAUAACGGUUAACUAUUUAUAAGAAACCUUCGCAAGGUUGUUAAGCAGUCACCUCCUGGAUAUUUUUGUACAGAUUUAGAAAAUGAUUAACAUAGCAGGAGUGAUAUCUAUAAUUCUUUUCUACAUUUUGAUUUUGGGCGUCGGCAUCUGGGCUGGAAGAAAAAAGGAAGAGGGCAAUGACUCCGAAGAAGAGGUCAUGUUGGCAGGCCGGAACAUCGGCUUGUUCGUCGGGAUAUUCACUAUGACAGCAACAUGGGUCGGAGGAGGCUACAUAAAUGGAACAGCUGAAGCGAUAUACACGAGGGGCUUGGUGUGGUGCCAGGCGCCUUUUGGAUACUCCCUUAGUCUCAUUUUUGGUGGAAUUUUCUUUGCCAACAAGAUGCGAAAGCAAGGCUACAUCACCAUGUUGGAUCCACUGCAAGACUUGUUCGGAGAGAGGAUGGGAGGUCUGCUGUUCUUACCUGCACUCUGUGGAGAGGUAUUCUGGGCAGCUGGCAUCCUGGCAGCUCUGGGUGCGACGAUCAGCGUGAUCAUUGACAUGGACCACCGAACCUCGGUCAUCUUCAGCGCAUGCGUGGCGGUGUUCUACACGCUUUUCGGCGGUUUGUACGCAGUCGCGUACACUGACGUAAUCCAGCUGUUCUGCAUCUUCAUCGGUCUGUGGAUGUGCAUCCCGUUCGCCUGGUCCAAUGAGCAUGUGCAGAGUCUCAAGGGGAUGGACGUCGAUUGGAUAGGAAGCGUUGAGUCUAGGGAGAUCUUCUCCUAUAUCGAUUAUGGACUCCUGUUGAUCUUCGGUGGCAUUCCCUGGCAGGUAUACUUUCAACGAGUGCUGUCAAGUAAAUCAGCAGGAAGGGCUCAGUUGCUAUCAUAUGUGGCUGCUUUUGGUUGUGUACUCAUGGCCAUACCACCAGUUCUCAUUGGAGCCAUCGCCAAAGGAACCUACUGGAAUGAGACUGACUACAAAGGCCCUUACCCCUUGACAGAAGAGCAAACCAGCCAAAUUCUACCUAUGGUGUUGCAAUAUCUUACACCCAGCUUCGUCAGCUUCUUCGGAUUGGGAGCAGUAUCAGCUGCGGUGAUGUCUUCAGCAGAUUCUAGCGUAUUAUCUGCCAGCUCCAUGUUCGCCCGAAAUGUCUACAAGCUGAUCUUCAGGCAGAAGGCUUCCGAAAUGGAGAUCAUCUGGGUCAUGAGGGUCUCCAUUCUGAUCGUAGGCUUCUUGGCCACAGUUAUGGCACUAACUAUACCAUCCAUUUAUGGCUUAUGGUCAAUGUGUUCCGACUUAGUGUACGUGAUCCUGUUCCCGCAACUGUUGAUGGUGGUCCACUUCAAACAUCACUGCAACACGUACGGCAGCCUAGCAGCUUAUAUCAUCGCGUUUCUAGUGAGAGUUUCAGGCGGAGAACCCCUUAUGUUUCUACCUCCUCUCAUCAAGUACCCUGGGUACGAUGAGGAAACUCAAACGCAGAUGUUUCCUUUCCGAACGAUGGCAAUGUUGUUGUCUCUGAUAACGCUGGCAUCGGUUUCGUGGUGGACCAAAUGGGUGUUUGAAACAGGCCGGUUGGCCCCGGGUUACGACAUCUUUCAUUGUGUCGUCAACAUCCCAGAAGAUAUUCAGAGAGUUGGAGAGCCUAGUGAGGAGGGAGAGCAGAUGUCUAUGAUGGCUUCUGGAGCAAUGGGUAAAUUAUAUGGGGCUGCAACUAUGGUGGGAAAGGACGAGAGAAACGGCAGGAUCAAUCCUGCUUUGGAGACAGACGAAGAUGAUAUUCCGACAAGUCAAGCGCUCAUAGGCAACAACCCAGGCCAUUCUGGUGGAGGUAUAAGCAGAAUGGGAGCCACACAUCCUGUGGACAGCAGCCAAACCACGCUAUAAGAUGAAAUGUAAGUUAUUUGGAUUUCUGUUUUCAUUCGACAAUGACAGGUUAUGAUGGAACUCAUAGUUCAGUGGCACCUGAGUUUAGCAAUUAAAAAAAAGUGUUCAAGUUAUUUCCGCAUACAACUACGAAUUCAUGUGAGACCAAAUACUCGCAUUUCUUAGAUACUGCAAGCAUACAAAUUCUAACGCUCUAUAAAUCAAGAACAAAAAUUCUGAUUUAUGUGCUAAUGCUAGUGCUUCUCCUAAUAAUAGAGGCUAUAAAAUGUUGAAUGAAAACGGUUUUCUAAUACAGCUCCUAGUUUUUUUGCUUCUUGGAGGAAAGGUAUCUGAUACAGGUUUCGAAUGAUUAUCAUGCAUGUAUAUACCUGUGUAGAAAGACAUAGUUUUAGAUCACCCUGUAUAUAUAAAGUAUUAUAAAUACUGCUUAAACGUCCAUUCGCGGAGGCGAAGUCUAUUCCUAGUUUCUUCAAGAAAAUGUAAUUGAUAAAUAACAGAAUAUCUGAAAACAUAUUGUCAAAGAAUAAUAUAAUGAUGUUAGUUGAACAUCUAGUUGAAAGAAGUAAUAUUCUGGAAUACGCAGUUUAGUUCAAAUUAUGAAAUAAGUUCUAAAUACAUUGCACUCUUGUAUCUACGAGUAUGUGUCAAAAUGAUCGAUCACCAGUAUUUUCUUCUCUGGAUAUAAUACUGAACAAUCCUCCAUGUCGAUCAUUUUGCGUGUAUUGAUAGAAACAGAAACAUGUUCCAGUCCGAUUAAGUGGUUCCGGAGUUAUUUAGAAAAAAAUUGUUGAUAAACAAAUGAGUUUUAGUGAAGAUGUAUUUUCAUGCGUUUAUUCCAAUUCUUAAUUAUGUUGGGAAUAUUAAUGUACCUUUCCUCCAGGAAGAAUCUAACUAGCUGAUUUGGCUUUCUGAAUUAUGUCAUUAUUUGCAAUAAAUAUUUUCGAAAGGCUUAUUUCUUAGAUACCCUCCCUGAACCGAAGCCACUACUCACCGAUAAUGUCCACUAUUUCAUAGAAUGUGUGUCAUUAUACACAAUUUUAAUACAUAAUGAUACACAUGAUCCAAUUCGUUAUCACAUUGUAUUCAUAAUAUGUACUUGGUUUACCCUAAGUCAUUUUACCAGAUAGUUGAUAUUCUUAAUAACAUAUAUCUCAACUUAAUGCGCUAAAACUAUAUGCGAACUAGGUAGUGGCACCGUAGGAAAGGAUAGAUAGAUUCAUACCUAGAUCACGAAAAUUUCGUGAGGCGUUAGUGGUUUGAUGAAAGGUUAACUGCAAUAUGAUUGUGCAUCUUAAGAACAAAAAUAAACAACUAUGAUCUAUGAUUAUUCGACACCAAAAAUGUAAACAGCAUAUUAUAUUAUUAACAGUGAUAAAGUCAUGAUCGGUAAGUUCUAUAGAAACCACUAUACAUAACAUAGUGACAUGUAUGGAAUAGCCGCAUAUAUAGGUUGUCGCAAUAUAUUGUAACCGUUAGCACGAUGAUGUUCGAAUAAUUAUACAGGGUGUUUCAGUUUAUUGUUGCAUAACUUUAAGAUUCGAUAGAACUUUUAAAAUUAAUGCAUAAAGUCUAUAUAAACAUG